GGGUGAGAGGCCCUAGCCGGAAGGGCUUCCGGGUGUUGUGGGCCUCUGCUGCGGUGGCACGGGUGCGAGCCAGGGGCUUGGUCCGUGCUGCCUGCGGGCCCACGCCGCCUGUCCUCGCCCCCACCCUAAGCUAAAAUGAACAUGUUACUUUUGCAACUCGAUCUUGAAUUCUGACGCAUGGUUCUGAUCCUGAUGAAUUAUAUCCAUAAACUGGUUAUGUAUACUGUGUGUGAUGCUGAGAGUGCCCAGGCUGCUCAGAGGUGAACGAGAUGUGUGUAUUAUAUUGCCUGUCCAUGCUAGAAAUGGAAAAGUUCAGAUGCACGCAAAUAUCAUUCAGAUUAAGUGCAUCAGGUGAAAGGAUACAUGUUCACUUCAAGUACAAAGGAGGAUGUUUCCAAAAUCCCAUGAUUUGAGUCAUCCACAGUUCCUUUCAAAAUAUCAACAGCAGAGUGAUUUCUUCAAUAAGCUUUGUCUAAGUAUACCACCUUUUCUCUUUCAGCAGCAAGUUACUGAUGCUCAGUUUAAUUUUCAGAACACAGAGGCUCUCUUCAGUGGGAAUCUUCCAACUACUCCACCUGUUACACUGCAGCCAAUGACUUGCAGAAAUAGCAGUCCAGGACAUAUGUCUGAUGCCCCCAUGUCAUUCCGAGCAAGAAAGAGACUAAGUGUAGAAAGUGCUCCGCAUGAUGCCAAACGGCAGCGGUUUCAUUCACAACGUCCUCAAACAACUGUAGUUAACCAAGCAGUGCCUUUACCAGGAGGAUGUAGAUACUUCUUUCCAGGAUCAAUUCCAUCUCCACUGUUCAAUACACGUAACGUACAAGAUUUAGGUGGAUGUGCCAGUCUAUUGCAAGAUACUAUAUUUCCAGAUCUUACAGAAACCACGCUCCCUGCGGCCAAAGAUAAGUUAAGUCAGCAGGUUUUGGACUUGUUUCAAGUGUAUCAGCAAAAGAACUGUGAUUUGAACAGAAAAGAGCUCUGCAGAAUAGAACUCCAGAGAGAAAUUCAGCACAUUUUUCCACGGAGCAGACUCUUUUUGGUUGGGUCCUCACUGAACGGGUUUGGCACUCGUAGCAGUGAUGGUGACUUGUGUCUGGUCAUUAAAGAAGAACCAGUAAAUCAGAAGACUGAAGCAAGGCAAAUACUCAACUUAGUCAAAAACCUCUUCAGUACUAAACUUUCAAGCUACAUUGAGCGACCUCAGCUGAUUCGAGCAAAAGUGCCGAUAGUGAAGUUCAGGGAUAAAGUCAGCUGUGUGGAGUUUGACUUGAAUGUAAAUAAUGUUGUAGGAAUAAGAAAUACAUUCCUUAUGAGAACCUAUGCAUACAUUGAGAAUCGAGUUCGUCCAUUAGUACUUGCUGUUAAGAAGUGGGCGAGUUGCAAUGACAUAAAUGAUGCCAGUCGUGGUACUUUAAGCAGCUAUAGUCUUGUAUUGAUGGUUUUGCACUAUUUACAGACUCUACCUGAACCCAUCCUUCCAUCCCUCCAAAAAAAUUACCCAGAAUCUUUUGAUCCUGCUAUGCAGUUGGAUCUUGUUCAUGAAGCUCCACGUACCAUUCCUCCUUACCAGUCAGAAAAUGUAUCAAGCCUUGGGGAUUUGCUAGUAGGCUUCUUCAAAUAUUAUGCUACAGAAUUCGAUUGGAGCCAUCAAAUUAUUUCAGUUCGUGAGGCCAAAACUGUUCCAAGGACUGAUGGUAUUGAAUGGAGAAACAAAUUUAUUUGUAUAGAAGAGCCCUUUGAUGGGACAAACACUGCUAGAGCUGUACAUGAAAAACAGAAGUUUAGUAUUAUCAAAGGUGAAUUUCUGAAGGCCUGGCAGGUAUUACGAGACAAAGCGGACCUGAACAGUAUAUUACCUUUAAGAACAACCACACACCAAAAAUAAUCAACUUAUUUCGCUUCCUUCUUAUGGCACCCUGGUGAAAUAAGGCACAGUAUCAAAAUCACGAGGCUGUUACCCCACAUUUUUUUAUGAAAUGUUUUUCUCUGUAAACUUCUAUUAAGGAAAUUUUUUAAUAAGGAUUGCAUAUUUUGUUAUCAAUAUUUGUUAAUACAGCUGUUCAUUCAAAGGAAUAUGUAAUAAAUGAUACAAAGACAUUCAGAGCUAAACAAUAUGCAAGUCCAACUGUAUCCUUAAGGUAAUCUAAAAUGGAAUUUGCAAGCAAUGUUUCUACUACAGAAAAGUUGAAGUAAAAAGGACGAAUCAAUGUACAUGAAGGCUUCAUAUUCACACAGAGCGUAUGAAGGAGAGAUGGGGAAAAAAAACCACACUAAAACCAAAACACCCCACAGCCCUACCACUGCUACAAUAAUUUGGGCUUCUGUUUCUAUUUUGUGUAAAUAUUUGUAAAUUGGUCACUACUGUAAAAUGAAUAGAGGCAAGUAAUCUUGAAAAUUCUAGCAUUAAAAAAAAAGUUGUGAACCCUCUUUUAAAAUCCUGAGUACAUUUUGUGCCUCUCACAUACUUGUUAUUGAAAAUGAAUUCACUGUUAAAACUGCACUUACCCUUAUUGUCAAAUUUGUAUUUUCAUUUUUGUAAGUUUAAUAUUUUGUAUCAUGUCACAUGAAAUAAAUUUAUAUAUGGAAGAUA
Messenger RNA from Falco peregrinus (peregrine falcon), 2590 nucleotides. It is a transcript of the gene TENT2, whose product is annotated as terminal nucleotidyltransferase 2. Gene Ontology annotation, molecular function: poly(A) RNA polymerase activity. Gene Ontology annotation, cellular component: cytosol. Bases 389 to 1885 code for a protein of 498 amino acids. The record is from RefSeq and is a predicted model, not a curated record. The transcript has 16 exons. NCBI's taxonomy places the organism in Eukaryota, Metazoa, Chordata, Aves, Falconiformes, Falconidae.